ACAGGGGCAUUCAAUGUAACGUGUAUCUGAUGCCAUCUAGUGUAUAAAGACGGAAAUUAUUUGGAUCAAACUGCACUUUUAUAAUCUUAACAAUGACCACACGAUGCUGCCAUUCUCCAUCCAUACACCCGUACAUCAGUAAUGUCAUUGCGACACUAACUAUUAGGCCUACACCAUUUGGUAUUUCACAAACAUAUUCACGUUAGAUUGGAAUGUCAAACUGUAUGGCUACAUACAAUAUGCUAAUGCUCUUCGUUUUUAAUUAGAUCGGCGGUUUUUAACUGCAUUGGACGUUUUAAAUUGCAUUGCAGGUAACAAGCUGGUGUGAUUGUUUGAGACUCAGCUAGUGGCCAUCAAUAAUCCAACAUAUUCCAUCAAUUGGCCUCUAUAAUUGGCCUUGAGAAGGUUACCAUUUACCGAACCGUUUAACAUUCGUAAGAAAACGAUAUACAUUCACUUUAAUGAUUACAAUGAACGGUGUUAAAAAUAGAGCGGCCACGAUGUUUCUUCACUCAUUCAAUGGGGUUGAUAUUUUCCCACUGUCAGGUUGGUAGGGGACAUCUCAGAAGGCGUGGCUUGAUUACGUUUCACUCCUCCCGUCACACACACACAUGAGCGGGCAAGUGUAUUUUUCUGUCCCUAUCACCUCGCAAGGCUGGCCUCUACACGGGAAUAAUGCAAUGUCAUUGAAAAUGUUACCUCGUAUAUCGUAGCCUACGUUUAUUCAGAAUGCGCCUCGCCCGAGAUAUAAGCACAGAAAAUAGCACGCUAAUGCUGACUUCGUAUUGAAAUUAUUUGUAUCAGGUGGAUGUGAGCUGCGGUGGCUCAAGCGCAUCGGUAACGAAGCUGCAUGCUGUAAAACCGUUAAAUAAAAAGAAAACCAAGCUGUUUAUAUCGUGGUUGUUCCUAGCAGUGACGACCCUCCGGACGUCGUAACCAUGAGUGGACAGGACGAAAGUUCGGUGCGGGUCGCGUUGAGGAUUCGUCCUCAGCUGGCGAGGGAGAAGAUCGAGGGAUGUCACAUCUGUACGUUCUGCAUGCCCGCCGAGCCCCAGGUGAUGCUGGGUAAAGACAAGGCAUUCACUUACGACUACGUGUUUGACAUGGACUCCCAGCAGGACAUCAUCUACACACACUGCACUGAGAAACUCAUCGAGGGAUGCUUCGAGGGGUACAACGCUACCAUCUUCGCCUAUGGACAGACUGGUUCGGGGAAGACCUACACCAUGGGCACAGGGUUUGACGUGAACAUCAGUGAGGAGGAGUUGGGCAUCAUUCCCCGGGCAGUCAAGCACCUCUUCAGGGGCAUUGAGGAACGACGGCACUCCGCCACAGAGCAGGGCAAGCCUGUACCCGAGUUCAAGAUCAACGCACAGUUCCUGGAGCUGUACAAUGAGGAAGUGUUGGAUCUGUUUGAAUCAACGCGGGACAUGGAUGGGAAGAGACAGAAGUCCACCAUCAAGAUUCAUGAGGACGCUAGCGGAGGCAUCUACACUGUGGGAGUCACCACGCGCACGGUCACCUCCGAGGCAGAGAUGAUGCAGUGUCUGAAGCUGGGUGCUCUGUCCCGUACUACAGCCAGCACCCAGAUGAACAUCCAGAGCUCGCGCUCCCAUGCCAUCUUCACCAUCCACCUGUGCCAAGUCAGAGUCUGCACUCCAGACGACAGCGAGUCCAAUGAGACAGACGGCCGCCUGGCCAACGGUUCCUCUGAGAUCAACUCUGAGUUUGAGACGCUGACGGCUAAGUUUCACUUUGUGGACCUGGCCGGGUCGGAGAGACUAAAGAGGACAGGAGCUACUGGGGAUAGAGCCAAGGAAGGCAUCUCCAUCAACUGUGGACUGCUUGCUCUGGGUAACGUGAUCAGUGCUCUGGGGGACAGGAGUAAGAGGUCCACCCACGUGCCUUACAGGGACUCGAAACUCACCCGGCUACUGCAGGACUCUCUGGGAGGAAACAGUCAAACGGUGAUGAUAGCGUGUAUCAGCCCAUCUGACCGGGACUUCAUGGAGACACUGAGCUGUCUGAACUACGCUAACCGAGCCAGGAACAUUAAGAACAAGGUGAUGGUGAACCAGGACAAAGCCUCCCAGCAGAUAUCAGCUCUCAGGACUGACAUUGCCAGGCUACAGAUGGAACUGAUGGAGUACAAGACGGGCAAGCGUAUGGUGGGGGAAGACGGCAUGGAGAGCAUCAACGACAUGGCCCAUGAGAACAGCAUGCUACAGACAGAGAACAGUAACCUGAGGAUCAGGGUCAAGGCCAUGCAGGAGACCAUUGACGCCCAGAGGGCCAGACUCACACAGUACCUCAGUGACCAGGCCAACCAGGUUCUGGCCAAAGUGGGUGAGGGGACUGAGGAAAUUGGAAAUAUGAUCCAGAACUAUAUCAAAGAAAUCGAGGAGCUCAGAGCCAAGCUCCUGGAGAGUGAGUCAGUGAAUGAGAACCUCCGUAAAACCCUGUCCCGUGCCAACACACGUUCCUCCCUGUACGCUGGUGGGGGCUCCUUCUCCCCAGCCCACUUCGCCCCCGAGAUAGUGGCUUCCGACAUCAUCGAGAUGGCCAAGAAAGAUCUGGAGAAACUCAAGAAGAAAGAGAGGAAGAAAAAGAAGAGUGUGGUCAAGGAGGGGGUACCAGACAACGAACAGGAAUGAGGCAACGACGAGGCUGAGGGGGAGGACCACGUCAGUGACCAUGAGGAAGGAGAGGAGCUGGAGGGAGAAGAGGAGGAGUAUGAGAUGGAGGGAGAGGAGAGCUCGGACGAGUCCGACUCUGAAGAACUGGAUGAGAAAGAGGACUUCCAGGCGGAUCUGGCCAACAUCACGUGUGAGAUCGCCAUCAAGCAGAAGCUGAUAGACGAGCUGGAGAACAGCCAGCGCCGUCUGCACACGCUCAAACAGCAGUACGAACAGAAACUCAUGAUGCUGCAGAGCAAGAUCAGAGACACACAGCUGGAGAGGGACAAGGUGCUGCACAACAUGGGCUCAGUGGAGACGUGCACGGAGGAGAAGGCUAAGAAGAUUAAGUUAGAAUAUGAGAAGAAGCUGAGCUCUAUGAACAAGGAGAUGCAGAAGCUACAGUCAGCCCAGAAGGAACACGCACGCCUCCUCAAGAACCAAUCACAGUACGAGAAGCAGCUCAAGAAACUCAACCAGGAUGUGGCUGAGAUGAAGAAAACAAAGGUGGGCCUGAUGCGCCAGAUGAAGGAGGUGCAGGAGAAAAACAGAGUGUCAGAGUGCCGACGCAACCGAGAGAUCGCUACUCUGAAGAAGGACCAGCGCAAACAUGAGCACCAACUGAGACAGCUGGAGGCUCAGAAGAGGCAGCAGGACCUGGUACUACGCAGGAAAAAUGAGGAGGUGACAGCUCUGAGGAGACAGGUGAGGCCCACCUCAGGGAAGGUGAACAGAAAGGUGAGCCUACCGGAGCCCCUCCAGGACCCUUCACACCGUGGCAUCCCAGGCAGACCUCACUCUGCUGGGGCAGUAGCCCCCAAUGGAACCCCAAGGAAGUACCCGUUGAGGACGGGGAGUGUCUACACCACCAGGACAGCCCGGGUGAAAUGGCAGUCUCUGGAGAGACGCAUCACUGACAUCAUCAUGCAGAGGCUGACCAUCUCAAACAUGGAGGCUGAUAUGAACCGCUUCCUCAAGCAACGUGAGGACCUGACCAAGCGAAGGGAGAAGGUGUCUCGUAAGAGGGAGAAGAUCGCCACAGAGGGGACCGACACGGACCGAAGCAUCCAGUCUUUGAACGAAGAAAUGGAUGCCCUGGCGGCCAACAUCGACUACAUCAACGACAGCAUCGCUGACUGUCAGGCUAACAUCAUGCAGAUGGAGGAAGCGAAGGAGGAGGGAGACACAGUGGACAUUACCGCGGUGAUCAGCUCCUGUAACCUAUCAGAAGCCCGCUUCCUGCUUGAUCACUUCCUGCACAUGGCCAUCAACAAGGGUCUGCAGGCGGCCCAGAAGGAUUCCCAGGUGAAGAUGAUGGAGGGCAGGCUGAAGCAGACAGAGAUCAACAGCGCCACUCAGAACCAGCUGCUGUUCCACAUGCUGAAGGAGAAAGCUGAACUCAACCCUGAGCUGGACGCUCUGCUGGGCAACGCACUGCAAGAGAUAGGUUACCUACUGGUGGGAGAGAAUGGCGAUGACAGCAGUAGUGAUGAGUCCUCUACCCCCAGCCCAGCCACAGAGGGAAGUUUAUUGGCCUCUGACCUCCUGAAACUGUGUGGAGAGGCCAAACCUAGGAAGGCACGCAGAAGGACAACCACCCAGAUGGAGCUGCUGUAUGCUGAUAGUGGUGAAUUUGACUCCCCUACGGGGGACUUUUCUGCCUCUCUGCUACCCCUGGCAGAGGCCCAGGAAGGGACAGGGGACAUGGGGCCAGUAGCAGGACAUCUCGGGGACAGGGAACUCACUGUGUCCCCCUCAGCACUGUCCACCAGGAUAGCUGGACUUUCUGGAGUCUGGUCUUCGAUGGGAGCUGAGACUAGAUCACUGGAACGCUCACCUCGAACACCCAGGAGGAUGCUAGAGAAGGGAGGACAACCCCCCUUAGACGUCAAGGAACACACACCUAUGGACCCCAAAGGACACCCGGCACGAGAGACAAAGUCACACAUACCCACGCCCACAGCCACAGAGAAGACCAAAAUCACAGACACCAAACCAACGAUGGAAGAGUCGAUUAUAUAUCAAGGACAAAGAGGGGUGAUCAACCCCGUGUCAUCCCCUAAGAGCAGCCAUGCUGCCAGACUACAGUGUGUCUAUGUGGCUGAGGGACACACCAAACCUGUCAUGUGUGUCGACUGCACUGAUGACCUGCUCUUCACUGGCUCUAAAGAUCGUACGUGUAAGGUGUGGAACCUGGUGACUGGUCAAGAGAUCAUGUCUCUGGGAGAUCAUCCCAGCAGUGUGGUGUCUGUUAGAUACUGUUCCAGCCUGGUCUUCACUGUCUCCACCGCUUACAUCAAGGUCUGGGACAUCCGAGACUCCGCCAAGUGCAUACGCACACUCACGUCGUCGGGCCAGGUGAGUACAGGGGACAGCUGUGUGUCUCUCAGGUCCCUGUCCAUCCCUCCAGGAGAGAACCAGAUCAACCAGAUUUCUCUGAACCCUACGGGAUCCUACCUCUACUCCGCCUCUGGCAACUUAGUCCGCAUGUGGGACCUCAGGAAGUUUGUGUCUACUGGGAAGCUGACGGGUCACCUGGGUCCGGUCUUGUGUCUGACCGUCGACCAGAUGGGCAACGGUCAAGACGUGGUCCUAACGGGGUCCAAGGACCACACCCUGAAGAUGUUUGAGGUGACGGAGGGUGUCCAGGGCAGCAUUGUGUCCUGUCACAACUUUGAGCCACCACACCAGGAGUGUAUCGUCUCUCUGGCUGUUCAGGGGAACAGCCUCUACAGCAGCUCCAGAGACUACUGCAUCAAGAAGUGGGACCUGUCCCGGAAACGACUAGUACAGCAGGCGGCGAGCGCCCACUCUGACUGGGUAAGUGCGCUGGGUGUUGUGCCAGGGUGCCCGGUAAUGCUGAGUGCAGACAGGGGAGGUCUGCUGAAGCUGUGGCACGCUGAUUCCCUGGCACCGCUAGGAGACCUGAGGGGACACGACAGCCCUGUUAACGGAUUGGCUACCAACAGCAGCCAACUAUUCACUGCCUCAGAUGACCGGACAGUGAAGAUUUGGCAAGCAAAGGGUUCUUUGGAGGAAGGCAUCCAUUGACACUGAGAAGGAGACCUCUGGACUGUGACCGGACACAACUCUGGGGACCUACUAGAUUACUCUGGAUCUACUACAGCCUAUGGAUCUAUUGCUGCCUGCUGGAUCUACUACUCGAUCUAUUUGCUUGCUGCUCUGCACAAUGAUCUGUGGAUGUAGGACCUCCGAAGACGGUCACAGGGCAGAUGACCAGCCCUGACACACAUAUGACCCCUUGAGUUCACCAACAUAAGACGUUCACUCGACGAGGUUGGAGGAGAGUAGCACAACAGUCAUGGUAUUCACCUGAAGGACAGUGAAACUCCAGUGUAAUGCCCAUGGUUCUGUCUCAUGCUGUGUCCUCUCUAUACAUAUCGUAGAGGAAUCAUCCACUACAGUGCGUGGAAUCAUCUCUCUGUGUUAGGCGGGGGGGGAUGUCUUCUAAAUAAAGGCCCUAUGGAGGUUGGUCUUACUUCAGCUGUUACUGCCAAACCCUAUGGGAGACUCAUAUAGCCUUAGUGGGGAAUAGGGAUAUCUCAGUAGGAAUAGCACAGUGAACUAGUGGUCGUCAUCAUUCUACAAUAUGUGAUUGUGGAUUUUCAUCUCAACCAAAUUCAAGUGUUGCUUUUAAUGUCGUUACCUGCAGAUCGUGUGUGACCAAAGUACAAACCUUCUCUGUGUUAGUCAACGGGCUGUGACGAGAGUAUCUUUAGCCAACGUUGUACUUGCCUGUGUACAGUACCUCUAUACUGGUCUUACUCUCUUUGUAUCGUGCAAGUACAUUCAAACCUCAAACUACAAAAAGUGGUUUGAUCUUUAAUUUUCUGUCAAAGUGUUUGUAUUUACGUGUGUUUUCAUGGUGACUUUGAAACCUCCAGUUCUGAGCUUCCAUUUCAUGUUUGUAUCCAAUGGCCUGCGUCAAUCAUUUCAGAGCCCAGGUAAAGUGAGGUUACCUGUGCACAGGCGUAUGCCCCAUCUUAAAUCAACUCAAAAGUUUACUGAUCGUGUGCACAGAUUUGCAGAUGUUAUCGCAGGCGCAGCGAAAUGCUUGUGUUUCUAGCGCCAACAGUGCAGUAAUACUUAGGAAUAAAACAUUUCUGAGUGAGCUUUCCUGUGCCCACAUAUUCCAUUCCCCCAAUCUGAUUCAGGAACGGGCUGAACAGAAUGGAACAAAACAUAGAGGUGUGUGUUAUUAUCAGUGCCUGUCAAUCGUAUACUGUAGACACAGUAGUACAGUAUCACAACCUAAUCUGUGUGGACUAGCCCAGGAUCCCUAGAUUGGGAUGACAUAGGUUUUAUGACCACAUCUUUAUGUAAAUAAGAAUCUGUUUUUCUUCCUCCUGGACAUAUUGCGCGCAAAUUCCGACUUUUUAGUGUUUCUAAUUUCAUAUGCAGUGUGGAAAUAAAUGUCAUCUGUCAAAAA
Molecule: messenger RNA, 7125 nt
Organism: Oncorhynchus mykiss (rainbow trout)
Lineage: Eukaryota; Metazoa; Chordata; Actinopteri; Salmoniformes; Salmonidae
Product: kinesin-like protein KIF21A
Biological process (GO): microtubule-based movement; mitotic spindle organization; spindle elongation
Cellular component (GO): microtubule associated complex
Molecular function (GO): microtubule motor activity; microtubule binding; ATP binding
Source: RefSeq, a predicted model, not a curated record